UUUUCUCUCUCUAUACCAACGGUCCACCCUUUGACUCAGUCUCUUUCUCUCUCUACGCCGGCGGAAUGGUCUUCCUCUUCAUCUUCUUCUUCUUCAAACUCAGCGUUCGCAUGGCUUUACCAAACACCCAAAACCCUACUCCUCGUUUUUCUUUAACUCCGCGAUUUUCCUUCUUCUAAUCCAAUUUUUAAGUACCAGGAAUAUGACGACGACGACGAUGGUGAUGGUCGAGAAGGUGUUGUUGGAUUUCUUUGUUCCGUCGUGGUGGGAGACCAAGGUCACAGUCGCCGCUUCCCUCUUUGUUAUUUUGGCGUACUGGUUUUUCUCUCGUAGACCCGGUGCCAAUGGGGACGCCGACUCCACUUCUUCUGCCCUUGCCGGCGAUCUUAAAAACAAUGCAUUUGAAUUAAAGGGAGAUCUUCAGACAAAUUCUCCGUAUUUAAUCAAGUUGGAAUUGUUGGCUGCUAAGAAUUUAAUUGCUGCAAACAUAAAUGGCACUUCGGAUCCUUAUGCUAUCAUUACUUGUGGUACAGAAAUGCGAUUCAGUUCAAUGGUUCCUGGUUCAAGAAAUCCUAUGUGGGGAGAGGAGUUUAAUUUUUCAGUAGACGAACUUCCUGUCCAGAUUAAUGUGACAAUAUAUGAUUGGGAUAUAAUUUGGAAAAGCACUGUGCUUGGUUCCGUGACUGUUCCAGUUGAUAAUGAGGGUCAAACAGGAGCAAUGUGGUAUACAUUGGAUCCAUCAGGGCAGGUUUGUCUUCACAUCAAAACGAUUAAACAUCCCGUAAAUGCUUCCAGGGUUAAGAAUGGAGCUAAGCCCAGGGUUCCUUUACCAGGGCCCACAGUGGUUCAUCAAAAGCCAGGGCCCCUUCAAACAAUAUUUGACCUGCCUCCAUACGAAAUUGUUGAUCACAGUUAUUCAUGUGCACUUGAGAGAUCGUUCUUGUAUCAUGGCCGUAUGUAUGUCUCUGCAUGGCACAUUUGUUUUCAUUCAAAUGUGUUUUCUAAGCAAAUGAAGGUGGUUAUACCAUUGGAAGAUAUUGAUGAGAUUCGUAGGAGUCAGCAUGCAUUCAUUAAUCCUGCUGUAACAAUUAUUCUACGGAUGGGAGCUGGUGGGCAUGGUGUACCUCCUCUAGGAAGCCCUGAUGGUAGAGUAAGAUACAAAUUUGCUUCAUUUUGGAACAGGAAUCACGCUUUAAGAGCUUUACUGCGUGCAGCAAAGAAUUUCCAUGCAAUGCUAGAAGCAGAGAAGAAGGAGAAUGUAGAAUCAGCACUGCGUGCACAUAGCAGUUCUAUUAAAGGGGAUAAAAGUCAGACUACUAUUCCUGAAGAUAUUGUUCCAGAGACUGGGAAGCUUCAAGCCUUCAUUAAAGAUGAAUGUCUUACUGGUAUAUACAAUGAUGUUUUCCCUUGCACAGCAGAGAAGUUCUUUAAUUUAUUAUUGAAUGAUGAUUCAAAUUUUACAAAUGAAUAUCGCUCAGCUCGAAAGGAUACUAAUCUCACUAUGGGACAGUGGCAUUCUGCAGAUGAAUACGAUGGUCAAGUUAGAGAAAUAAAAUUCAGAUCCCUCUGUACAAGUCCAAUGUGCCCUCCAGAUACAGCCAUGACAGAGUAUCAGCAUUCUGUUUUAUCAUCUGACAAGAAAAAGCUGGUGUUUGAAACUGUGCAACAGGCACAUGAUGUUCCAUUUGGGUCUUGUUUUGAGAUCCAUUGUAGGUGGUGUGUGGAGACUAAUGCUGAGAAUUCGUGUACAAUAGAUAUAAAAGUGGGGGCACAUUUUAAGAAAUGGUGUGUGAUGCAAUCCAAAAUAAGGGCAGGUGCCAUUAACGAGUACAAGAAAGAGGUGGAGCUGAUGCUGAAUAUGGCCCGUUCACACAUUGAAUCAAAUUCUGGUGGUGAGACUCAGAAUAACAAUAACUCUUCUUUGUCUUCCCCUGUAACUCAAGAUUCUAUCUAGUCUGUGGCCUAAAUUUAUUGAAUAUAGAUUGAUUCAAUGUUAUAUCAUUAUAGAGAAAUUUUGUGUUUAUAGUAAUUAAAUGUACAUUGAGGCAAGAUGGUUAAUUCGAUUAAUUGUAAUUUCGCCCUGUCUCUCUUUAGGAGGAGUAGUGGUGUUUUAUUUUUAUUUUAUUUGUAACUAUAACUUCAAUAUUCAAGUUCUUGUGUGUAUAUGUUAGAGCACU
Humulus lupulus (European hop) is the source of this 2177-nucleotide messenger RNA. Its product is annotated as BAG-associated GRAM protein 1. The transcript has 18 exons. The record is from RefSeq and is a predicted model, not a curated record. Bases 203 to 1954 code for a protein of 583 amino acids. NCBI's taxonomy places the organism in Eukaryota, Viridiplantae, Streptophyta, Magnoliopsida, Rosales, Cannabaceae.